UUCCUGGCCCCCGGGGUGCGGCGCGUGCCCGUGCGGGAGGGCCGGGUGCGGGCCACGCUCUUCCUGCCGCCAGGCAAGGGCCGCUUCCCUGGGAUCAUUGACUUGUUUGGAAGUGGUGGUGGCCUUUGUGAAUACAGAGCCAGCCUCUUGGCUGGACAUGGCUUUGCUGUGCUUGCUCUGGCUUACUUCAGAUAUGAGGACCUUCCAGAAUAUUUGAGUGACUUGCACUUGGAGUACUUUGAAGAAGCAGUAGGCUUUAUGCUUCAGCACCCAAAGGUAAAAGGUCCUACUAUUGGGCUUCUCGGUUUCUCCAAAGGAGGUGACCUGUGUCUCUCAAUGGCAUCCUUCUUGAAAGGUAUCACAGCCACUGUACUUAUCAAUGCCUGUGUGGCCAACACACUAGUUCCUCUUCAUUACAAGGAUAUGACUAUUCCUGAUCUCCACAGUGACCUACAGAAACAAAAAAUUACUGAAUCAGGCCUUUUGAAUAUGGUGGAUAUUUGGAACAAUCCACUGGAGGAACCUAAUCGCCAGAGUCUUAUUCCAUUGGAAAAGGCCCAGGGACCCUUCCUGUUUAUUGUUGGCAUGGAUGAUCAUAACUGGAAAAGUGGCUUCUAUGCUAAUAUAGCAUCUGAAUGGCUACAAGCUCAUGGAAAAUACAAACCCCAGAUAAUCCGUUAUCCAAAGACUGGUCACUGUAUUGACCCACCUUAUUUUCCUCCUUCUAGAGUGUCUGUGCAUGCAUUAUUGGGUAAAGCAAUAUUCUAUGGAGGAGACCCAAAGGCUCACUCAAGGGCACAGGUGGAUGCCUGGCAGCAGAUUCAAACUUUCUUCCAAAAACAUCUCAAUGGUAAAAAAUCUAUCAAGCUCAGCAAAAUAUAACACUGCAUUAUAGAUCAAAUACUACUCAUAAAAAUCCUAAUCAUAUAAUUUUUAUUGGGCUUCCCAGAGCACCUAGGAAACUUUUUGUAAUAAAGAAAGUAGCUCAGCUUCCUUGGCAAGUCCUUCCAGAUUUUAAGUCCUUUAUUCCCUACUAGCUUCACCCUUCGCUCUCCUGAACUUUACAAAUGUAUAGGUUUUUCUCAGAUCUCAUCUGUAGGAACAAUUUUAACCUUAGGCAACUCUCAGGGGAUGCCCAACUCUCAGGGGAUGACCUAGCUUCAUCUUUGUGUCCCAAGUCUAAGGACUAAGCUUCUGUAUUGUUCUGAAGUCCCAUAUUCUCUUUGAGCACUAACUGAUCUCUUUUAUUUCUUUCCUUUUUUUUGUACUGGGGAUCAAACUUGGGACCUUGAGCUUGCAAGACAGACCCACUGAGCCAAAUCCCCAGCCCAGGCACUAACCGAUCUUGUCUGAGCCUUGGGAACCUGCCCACUAGAGUUCUUCAGGGAUGGAUUCUGCCUUAUUCUUUCCCCACCCCACCCCCAGUAGUGGGGAUUUAACCUAGGGCCUUUGUACUGAGCUACAUUCCUGAAAGUUUACUCAAGUCUUAUCCUUGAUCUCUAAACUGAAGACUGGGGGCAUUGUACCUGUUGAUAAACUUGCUUUAUUAUGUUCACCAUCUCUGGAUUCCCUGAUUGCCUCUCUCAAGGUAUGCAUUGAUGACAAGAUUUUUAGGAUUACAAACCCUUCUAGACUAUGGCCUUCAUCUUUGGAUGUCUUGUUACACCUGCCAGAUUAAACUUCCUCCCAGCCCUAUCUGCUCCUGUUGACUUCCAGUUGGAAAGGACUAGUAUCUGUCUGCUUACACCCACAGCAGUUGAACCACUGUCCAGAGUCCUGAGAUACUACAGUAGAGGUCUUCCCUGAGCACAAGAAAUUUUUCUGAGACUUGGGCACAUACAAAAUCUUUCAUCAAAUUGGGUAUAUCAGAACACAUGACCAUUACAUCCUAACUAAUGAAAAAAAAGAUUCUUUAAAGGUAACUUAAUUUUGACCUGUUGUUAAAACUUUUUUGAGUACAAUGCUUCGUCUUAUAGUAUAAUAUUCUAUGAUGUGAAUUCUGGUAUCCUUCGCUUUGUCUCACUCCCAGGCAGGCCUGCCACUCUAGUGGGAAAAGAGAAGCACUAGUUACACAAAACUUACAACAUUCAUAAAAUAAAAGCAAAUCUUAGAAAUCAAUUUCUCCCAAAUAUUGUACUAAGAAACAUUAAAAACAUGGGACCAGCUCUGGGCAGCGACUCACAGGCCAAGUCCAUGUGACUCCUGUGGAACCUCACGCCAGCUGGCCCAGAGGAAUCCUGCCUCAGACAGACGCCAAGGGACGUCAUAAGGAACCCGCUCAAAGUGGAGGUGACCGUCCACCCCGCGCCACGGCAACCCCAGGAGCAGCUGGGCCCAGCCUCUGCACAGGUGCAGCACUGCUUCCCCCACGCCUGGGGUCUGCCGGGCGGCUGCCAGGUGCUGCAGCCCUUCAACCCAAACGGCCUGGCUGUGUGCCGGGGGAACUGACUGGCUAGCUGGCAUUGUCAUCUGAAAACAACACGCUCCUUAAAUGCUUUGCCUCAUGAGCAUCGAGUGGAAUAUUAAUUCCCCUAAGUGGUGACUAAGAUCAAACUUUGCUUGGGUACUUUUUUUAUGUCAGCUGCCCACCUUUCAAACUCCUAGUUCUGCAGAUGCCGUUCCUUGUCAUUAUACACUGUGCUUGUUCACCAUAUACUAAAAUAAAUGCCGCAGAGUUUCUAGCA
Molecule: messenger RNA, 2684 nt
Organism: Fukomys damarensis (Damara mole-rat)
Lineage: Eukaryota; Metazoa; Chordata; Mammalia; Rodentia; Bathyergidae
Gene: Acot6
Product: acyl-CoA thioesterase 6
Exons: 3
Biological process (GO): fatty acid metabolic process; acyl-CoA metabolic process
Molecular function (GO): fatty acyl-CoA hydrolase activity
Source: RefSeq, a predicted model, not a curated record